Molecule: messenger RNA, 923 nt
Organism: Drosophila navojoa
Lineage: Eukaryota; Metazoa; Arthropoda; Insecta; Diptera; Drosophilidae
Product: proteasome subunit alpha type-6
Biological process (GO): ubiquitin-dependent protein catabolic process
Cellular component (GO): proteasome core complex, alpha-subunit complex; proteasome core complex
Source: RefSeq, a predicted model, not a curated record
CAAUGACUUUAUAAAUUUCUGCCGUAAGCAAAACGAAACCCAAGCACACUAAAAACUUGUUGGUUUGAAAUUUAAAUAAAGUAAAGGCAAAUUAAAAAUAUACGAAAAUGUCUCGAGGAAGUUCAGCCGGUUUCGACAGACACAUUACAAUCUUUUCGCCAGAGGGACGCCUCUAUCAAGUGGAAUAUGCAUUUAAGGCCAUUACCCAGGAGAACAUCACUUCGGUGGCUUUAAAGAGCGGCGACUGUGCCGUUGUGGCCACCCAGAAAAAGGUGACGGAGAAGAAUAUUGUGCCAGAGACUGUGACCCAUUUGUUUGGCAUUACCAAGGAAAUUGGCUGCGUUAUGACUGGACGCAUUGCGGAUUCCCGGUCUCAGGUGCAAAAGGCACGCUAUGAAGCUGCCAAUUUCCGCUACAAGUACGGCUACGAGAUGCCUGUGGAUGUGCUCUGCCGUCGUAUUGCGGACAUCAAUCAGGUGUACACCCAGAAUGCUGAGAUGCGCCCGUUGGGCUGUAGCAUGGUCCUAAUCUCGUACGAUGAUGAGUUGGGCCCAUGCGUCUACAAAACGGAUCCGGCUGGCUAUUAUUGCGGUUUCCGUGCCUGUUCAGUAGGCGCGAAAAUGAUUGAGGCCAAUAGCUAUCUGGAAAAGAAGUACAAAAACAAUCUAUCCGAGGAGAAGACCAUACAAUUGGCCAUCACUUGUCUGUCCAGUGUCCUAGCGGUUGACUUUAAGCCAAAUGGCAUUGAGAUCGGCGUUGUGAGCAAGUCAAAUCCGCAGUUUCGUAUACUCGAUGAGAAGGAGAUCGAGGAUCAUUUAACCAAAAUUGCUGAAAAGGAUUAGGCGCCUAGCGUAUGACCCCCAUGUAGAUGUUAAAUCAACUUUUUAUAAACAUUAAAAAUGGAAUUGCGGAAAGAUUGGAAA